AUGUCUUUCACUGGCAAGUAUGAGCUGGAGAGUCAAGAGAAGUAUGAGCAGUUUCUUGAAAUAAUUGGACUUCUCGAUGCCAAAACUGACCUGAAAGUGCAGACGGAAGUGUGUCAGGAAGGGAACGACUUCACGUGGACUCAAAGCCUCCCAGGCUGGACCUGGUCUAAUAAGUUCAGCAUAGGCCAGGACUGUGAGCUGGUGACAAUGACAGGCUCCAAAUUCAAGGCCCCCGUCAUCAUGGAAGAUGGGAAGAUUUCUGUACAAUUUCCACAAUACCACUUCACAGCUGAGAUGGUGAACGACAAGUUGGUGAUGACUUGUAUCACUCCGGGAGAGAAGGGAGUGACUUUCACAAGAGUUAGCAAGAGGAUUUGAUGCUGCAAGACCCAACAUGCUUGGAAGAACAUUAGGCUGCAGAAAGAUGGAAAGUCAGAAGUGGCGUCUUUGACAUACUAAAGUGAGACAAAUAACACAAAACAUCUCUUGAGCUGAAUAACCCUCACUGAAUAAACAAAAAAUCAAUACAAUUAUGAUUUGUCAAGACAUUAUGCGUGUCACUGCUUGUCAUUCAGUAAGUACAUGAGACCAAAGGGACAGACAAUGGCGUCUCAGAAAAACAUUGAACAAUUUAUUCACCUCGAUAGUUAUUUCCCUUUCAGGCAAUACCAAUAUCAUUGUCAGAUUUUUUUGUAGUUAAAGCAUAGAAAACCUGUUUAUGACCUUCUAAAAAUAUAUUUUAUAACAUUAUUAGAGCCUUGUAGUCAUGAAAUAACACCCCUAUAGUCACCUUUAUACUCAUAUCACCUAAUAUAGUC
Dunckerocampus dactyliophorus (ringed pipefish) is the source of this 818-nucleotide messenger RNA. RefSeq names its product gastrotropin-like. The record is from RefSeq and is a predicted model, not a curated record. Gene Ontology annotation, molecular function: fatty acid binding. Bases 1 to 378 code for a protein of 125 amino acids. The transcript is spliced from 4 exons. Gene Ontology annotation, cellular component: cytosol; nucleus. Gene Ontology annotation, biological process: fatty acid transport. Lineage: Eukaryota; Metazoa; Chordata; Actinopteri; Syngnathiformes; Syngnathidae.